Spirodela intermedia is the source of this 1343-nucleotide messenger RNA. The record is from the annotation of a GenBank genome assembly. Lineage: Eukaryota; Viridiplantae; Streptophyta; Magnoliopsida; Alismatales; Araceae.
AUGGUUCUCUGGGUUUUUGGCUACGGCUCGCUGGUAUGGAACCCCGGAUUCGACUUCGAUGAGAGGGUCGUCGGCUGCAUCAAGGGCUACCGGAGAGUCUUCACACUCGGUAAGCCCGAGAACCUUCUUACCUACUCGCCGGAGAGAGCUGCUCUGGUUCUUACGUUCUUCAUCUGCAGCUUGCACGGAUCACAGAGGAACGGUGGAGAACCCCGCCAGAACCCUCACCCUGGAGGCCAGCGAAGGUGCCGUCUGUGUAAGUAUGGUCUUUUCUGCGCCGCCCUCCCUCCCAACAGCUCUCUUUUCCGUCACUUCGUCUGCCCUAACUUGGUCUCCUCUCUUCUCCUCUUCUCUCCUCUCCUCUCGUCUCCCAGUGGGGCGCUGCGUACCGUGUCAGAGGAGGACCGGAGGAGGAGAAGGCCGCCAUUACGGUACAACACUCUUCCUGGCGGCAGUCACUCGUUCUGUUAAAAAAAAUGUUCUUUGCCUGCUGACUUGACCGAUGAUGGAUGGUUCCUCGUCCAUCGUUGCUUCCCCCCAAGUACCUCGAGAAGAGAGAGUGCGAGUACGACCUCAAGACCUUCGUGGAUUUCUACAAGGUGGGCUGCAAGCUAGCAAGUCCUUCGUCAAGCUCUCCGUGGUUUUGUUUGUUCUCAUCUCUUUCUCUCUCCGACGCGUCUGGUUUUGACUUUUCCAGGAAGGAGAUGAUGCUGGGGGGUCUACCGUGAGUGGGGUGCUAGUGUGAGUAUCCGAGCGAGCUUCUCUCAUGAACCUUUUGACUUUGCGAUUCUCUCAUGAUCCACUUGACGUUGCAGGUUCACCUCCACUCCCGAUAAGACGGUCAACAAAUACUACCUGGGCCCGGCUCCUCUGGAAGACAUGGCGAGGUGACCCAUCUUCGCUGCCUCGUCUCUCUCUUUUUCUCUCUCUACCCUUGUUCCCUUGUUCUUCAACUGGGUGUCUCCUUCUUCCUCUUCAACUGAUUCUUCUCCCAUCUCAGGCAGAUCGCCACGGCCAGCGGGCCCUGCGGGAACAACAGGGACUACCUCUUUUCUCUGGAGACGGCGAUGGCGGAUAUUGGUGAGAACGGAGCCGAUCUGAGCUGAGCCUCGCCGGAUCCGGUUUUCUUCAUUGAAUCUUCGAUUCGACGAUCCUCGUGCUCUUCUAUAUUGGCAGGGCACGAGGACGACUCCGUGAUCGAGCUGGCGAAUGAGGUGAGGAAGGUGAUGGCGAGCCUACAACUUCUGGGAGCCGCCCACAUGGCCAUGAGAGCCCAUCAUCUCCCCCUCGUUCAGCACCUCCCGCCCCUCGCUGAGGCCGCCGCCGUCAUGGAUUCACGAUGA